GCCUCUUCAGCGUCGACAGCAGGAGUCAAGCUGGACGGGAGAGGAUGGCGAUGGCGCAGUAGCAGCCCGCGUACCAGCAGUACCAGGCAGCAUAAGCUUGAGCUUGCGGGCGUAGACGGAGAAUCGCUGGGCCUCGAACUCGAAGAACUCCCACCGCCAGCCGUCCGGCUCGCGCAUCGAGCUGCUGCUGCUAGUCGCCUCCAUUCUCCUGCUGCAGAGGCUAGUCUACGUCGCCGGCGAAAGCUCUGCGACCUCAUCGAAGCCGACAUGAAGUUUUCGCAUAGCAUUCAAUUCAAUGCUGUGCCGGACUGGUCUUCCAACUACAUCGCCUACUCUAACCUGAAAAAGCUCAUAUACCAGCUCGAGAAGCAGCUCAACCAGAAUGGCCAAGUUACCUCAGGCCCAGCCGAUCCCGAGUCGUCUCCGUUGCUUGCGAAUGCUUCUCUGGACGACCCGGACAAGGUCUUUUCCCGAAAGCUGGAUGAUGAGUUGGACAAAAUCAGCACUUUUUACCAGCUGAAAGAGCUUGAGAUCUUCGGCGAAGUAGACUCACUCCUUCGCGAUAUAGAAGAAUUCGAUGAGGAACAUGCAGCAGACGAGGCGGAUGGCAUGGGCGGAGAGCGUAGGCAGAGUCUGUGGACAAGAGCCAGGCAGCAGAGCAUAUUUCGCGGUUUCCCCAGGAAGAGAAGGAAGUCGUCGACAGUGAGCAGCAGCAGGCCGGAACGCGAUGCGAUCCAGGAGGAAGAUGACGAAAGCGAAGACGAGGACAACGAGCAAGCUCCACUCACCAAGAGCACUUCUACCUUGGACAGAUCUCAAACUCUUGACAAGGCCACAAAGCUAAGGCACGACGCUCUGCAGGCACUAUACGAUGAAGGCAUUACGUUGAAGAAAAGGACGACGAACUUAUAUGUUAGUGUCUGCGAGCUACGGUCAUUUAUCCAGCUGAAUGAGACCGGUUUCCGUAAAGUCUGCAAGAAGUACGACAAGAUCUUAGACCGCAAUCUCAAGCGCACCUAUCUCGACGCAAAAGUCAAGCCAGCAUAUCCAUUCCUCCCGAGCACCAUGGACCGUCUCAACGAGUAUCUGAAGAAGAUCGAGGAAGCGUAUGCAAGCGUCGUUACGAAGGGUGACGUUGAGGCGGCUCGCCAGGAACUCCGGCUUCAUUUGAGAGAGCAUGUGGUGUGGGAGCGUAAUACAGUCUGGCGAGAGAUGAUUGGAAUUGAACGUAAAGCACAAGCGGCCAAUCUAGGCAUCCGACAGACUAUGCUCGGGCCAGACACAGAUCACAAGAAAGCACGUCUGCAAGGAGACGAAGAAGAAGCUGCUACUAAAGAGGUCAAUCUACCCAUCGGCAAGUACAGAUGCCCAAGGUUCCUGGUCACGGGGACUUUCUGGGUACUAUGCGCCAUUAUCGCCAUCUUUGCAGUACUCUUGGUGAUUCCUAUCAUGGAGAGGCCAGAGCAGCAGAAUUGCUUGGCUUUGGCCGUCUUUGUCAGCUUGUUGUGGGCAACGGAAGCUAUACCACUGUUCGUCACCUCGCUGCUGGUGCCAUUCCUUUGCGUCAUCUUGCAAGUGGUGCGGGAAGACAACAAGCCAUAUCGACGACUAUCUAGCAAGGAGGCUGCAGGAUAUGUGUUUGCAUCAAUGUGGACUCCGGUCAUUAUGCUGCUGCUAGGCGGCUUCACAAUUGCAGCGGCCUUGAGCAAAUAUAACAUCGCGAAGAUGAUGGCGACUUUCGUGCUCUCAAAGGCUGGCACGAGGCCUCGCACAGUCCUCCUCACGAGUAUGGGCGUAGCAACAUUUGCCAGCAUGUGGAUCAGCAAUGUCGCGGCGCCCGUUUUGUGCUUCAGCAUCCUUCAGCCUAUCUUGCGCAACCUGCCGGCAGAUAGCGACAUGACCAAGGCUCUACUUCUUGGUAUCGCGCUGGCCUCGAACAUUGGCGGUGCCGCAUCGCCCAUCGCUUCACCGCAAAACUUGAUCGCAUUGGAGAAUAUGGAACCACAACCAGGCUGGGGUACUUGGUUCUUCAUCGCGUUGCCCGUAUGCAUCAUUAGCGUCCUCCUAAUUUGGCUCUUACUACUCGUCACCUUCCGACCAGGCCGCAACACUACCAUCGUGCCUAUUCGUCCAAUGAAGGACAAGUUUACUGGAGUGCAGUACUUUAUCUCUAUUGUCACGAUUGCCACGAUCAUCCUGUGGUGUGUUAGUCAUCAGCUUGAAGGCGUUUUUGGAGACAUGGGCGUGGUUGCGAUCAUUCCCAUGGUGCUCUUCUUUGGUACUGGAAUUCUGACAAAAGAAGACUUUAAUAACUUCCUAUGGACUAUCAUCAUCCUUGCCGCUGGUGGGUUGGCGCUUGGUAAGGCUGUGAACAGCUCUGGUCUGCUCAAGACCGUUGCAAUCGCCAUCUCGGAAGGAGUCUCCCAUCUUUCCCUUUACGGCAUUACCUGUGCCUUCGCAGCUCUCAUUGCCGUUGUGGCGACGUUCAUCAGUCAUACGGUUGCCGCGCUGAUCAUCCUCCCUCUUGUGCGCGAAGUUGGCGCUGGCAUGUCGGAGCCGCAUCCCAACCUCCUCGUCAUGGCUUCAGUACUCAUGGCGUCUGCCGCAAUGGGUCUCCCGACUUCGGGCUUCCCGAACAUGACUGCCAUAAUGAUGGAGGAUCCACAAACCGGGCAACGAUAUCUUCAGGUCAGGCAUUUUUUGACUCGCGGCAUUCCAGCAAGCAUAAUUUCGUACGGAGUCAUCAUCAGCGUUGGAUAUGGCUUGAUGAUCGCGGUUGGGUUCUAGGUCCGUGAUCGACACUCCUGACAGCCUUCACCGUUCCUGAGCUUCCAUAGAAUUUUGAAGAUAGAGCGAUGAAACGAACAACUACCAUCUGAGCCGUAGUUUGUGUUCGC
Pseudocercospora fijiensis CIRAD86 is the source of this 2897-nucleotide messenger RNA. RefSeq lists its product as uncharacterized. Gene Ontology annotation, biological process: phosphate ion transport; monoatomic anion transmembrane transport; polyphosphate metabolic process. Lineage: Eukaryota; Fungi; Ascomycota; Dothideomycetes; Mycosphaerellales; Mycosphaerellaceae. Gene Ontology annotation, cellular component: membrane. Bases 268 to 2787 code for a protein of 839 amino acids. The transcript has 3 exons. Gene Ontology annotation, molecular function: phosphate transmembrane transporter activity. The record is from RefSeq and is a predicted model, not a curated record.